GGUUCCCAAACCAGAUGGCAGCAGAGGCCGGAUGUCCCGCUUUGCUUGGCCAGCGCAUGCGCAGCGCGCGCUCUCGCGAGCUGACCCGGAGAGAGUGGAGCUGCCAGUACUGACAGCGGUGAGUCCUGGAUUCUCUGUGGUUUUGAGCAAGUCAUUUAGCCAUACUGAGCCUUAACUUCUCCAACUGGAAAGCAAGACGUACUAACUGUAUCUAGAGAAUUGUUAAUGAAGUCUAAAUGAGAUGAAAGUGUGUGGUAGACUGGAUGUGAUUGCCAUUUGAGGCUGAACAUGGCAGAAGAAGAGGACUACAUGUCUGAUUCCUUCAUUAAUGUCCAAGAAGAUAUCAGACCAGGAUUGCCAAUGCUGAGGCAAAUCCGAGAAGCCCGUCGAAAAGAAGAAAAGCAACUGGAGGCUAAUUUGAAAAAUAGGCAGAGGAGUUUAAAAGAAGAAGAAGAAGAAAGACGUGACAUUGGGUUGAAGAAUGCACUAGGCUGUGAAAACAAAGGGUUUGCUUUGCUCCAGAAGAUGGGUUAUAAAAGUGGUCAGGCUCUUGGCAAGAGUGGAGAUGGCAUUGUUGAACCGAUUCCUCUCAAUGUCAAAACCGGGAAAAGUGGCAUUGGUCAUGAAGCCUUAUUAAAACGGAAAGCAGAGGAAAAAUUAGAAAGCUACAGAAGAAAGAUUCAUAUGAAAAACCAAGCCGAAGAAAAAGCUACAGAACAAUUUCGAAUGAGACUUAAGACUAAGCAAGAUGAAAUGAAGCUAGAAGGAGAUCUUAAGAGAAGCCAGCGAGCCUGUCAACAAUUGGAUACCCAUAAGAAUGUUCAGGUUCCCAGAGAGGCAUGGUACUGGUUGAGGCCUGAACAAGAGAAUGAAGAAGAGGAAGAGUCAGAAGAAAAAGAACAGGAUGAAGAUGAAUAUGAGAGUGAAGAUUUAAGUGUACUAGAAAAAUUACAAAUAUUGACCAGUUAUUUAAGGGAAGAACAUCUGUAUUGUAUUUGGUGUGGAACAGCCUAUGAAGAUAAAGAAGAUUUAACUUCAAAUUGCCCAGGACCAACUUCUGCAGCUCACGACUAAAAAUAUUCUCAAUAAAGUAGAACCUAGAAAAAUGCCAAUGUUUCCUAGAGAUAGACAACUGAGUAAUUAGAAUUCCCUAAUUUUUUGAUGCCAGUAAAGAAAGAGGGCCUUUUAAUAUAAUUAUAAUGUUUUGUUUUUGUAUUUUAGAAGGAUAUAAUUGUUCACUGACUUGAAAAAUUAAUAGGAUGCUAUUUCAGAAUGUAAGUAGCAUGGCCGUAGUCAUUUACAAUUUAUAGCUGCAUUGUGAGGCUUGUGAGAUUUAAGGGCACCAACAGCUUAACUCCCUUCUUCCCCACUUCACUUUGGAACAAACUGAAAGAUAAGACAGAGGAGUCAGAGGGAGAUCGAAAUAUCAGUUUUAUCAGUGAUGAAGCUGAAAGAGAGAGCAAGGUUGACUUGUUCUCCAAUUAGACUCCUAAUAUUUCUCCCUGAUUGGGGGGGCCCACCUUUGCAUCAUGAGACUGGGAAGUUCCCAAGGUUAGAGAAUCCACACAUGCUCAAUAUCAUUAAUCACAUAAGACACCUUUCUGUUGGGAAGAAAUGAAUGAGGGUCCAGAGAACUUCUUCCGAUAUUUCUCUCUCCCAAGAAGUCCCCUUUCCCCUAAUGAGAAGUAGGGGGAAAGUAUUCCCCUCAAAAACACUGAUAACAGAGGUACUGUUGCAUUAACACUGUUAGAUUCUAGAGGCAGAGUAAUUUUCAUGUUUUUGAUUAAAUUGUGAGUUUUCAUGGAAAUAUUAAUAUUCAUUGUAAGUGAUAUGUUGCAGGUUUGACUAAAGAAACUCAGAGUUAGAAGGAACCUUAAAUAUCAUGUGAUCAUCUGAUGCAACUACCUAAUGAAUUCCCAGCAGAUAGUAAUCCAACCUCUUCAUUCCUCCAGCUUCAGAGAACUCACUGCUUUAAAACAGACAAUUACAUUGCUGGGUAGAUUUAAAAUAUAUAUAUAUAUAUAUUUUUUUUUUUUUUAAUUGUUUUUUCAUCUUAAUCUAGACUCUGCUUCCCUAUAAUCUAAUCAAGUAGAGCUAGGGACAUACCAUGUUGCAUACCAAUAGAGAGCUCCAUCCAAGGUUGGGCAUCAAAAUCAUGAACUUUUUUUUUAAAGUUCACAUGCCCAGGUAUCUCCCCUAAUGACUUUUGAUUCAGUUAGUCCAGGGUAGUUCCUGGAUAUCUGUGUUUAUUUUGAAGCCCCAAAAAUGAGCCUGAUAAGCACCUGAAGAUGGGAACCAGUUAUGUAGGUUAAAUAUAAAACAUCGCUCUUCUUCAGAUAAAGUUGUGCAACCAGUUGUGACUUUACCUGUACAAGUUUACAGCUUACCUUUCAGGAGCAAUGAGCAAGAGCUCAACCUCUUCUUCCUUUUAUUAGAAACAGUUAACACAAGAAAAUAGUAAAAGCUACGCUUGCACAGGUUAAGAUAAUCAAUAGUACAACUUGUAUUAGCCCUUGAUCUAAUAUGACCUACUUUACUUGUUCUCAAGUUUAACUUGGAGAGCUUUAAAAAAAAGAUAACACAAGGGUCUCACUCCCAAGUGGUCACUGUGGCCUGGGCAUCACGCCCGUUGCUUCAAAGAUGCAGCAGAGAUUGAGAACCGCUAACCUUGCUAACUUCUGGGCCUCAGUUCCUCAUCCAGAAAAUGAAUUAUUAUUUUUAUGAAUGUAAAGAUGUAUAAAUUAUUGGCAUUCCUGGUUGAAUAUUGUUUAAUAUUUACUUUUUUGUUAAAAAAAUAAAAUUGUAUUUGUAGCCAAAACAAAUGAAUACACCUUUCUGUUGGAAUUAGAAUCAAAUCCUUUUCUGUCAUUUCAGCUAACAUAGUGGCAUUCAGUCUCAAAGCGACAUGAAUAAUUUCAGAUGGAAUAGAAUUAGACAGGAAGUAACUUUUCUUUCGACUCUUACUGUGAGGACAACCCACCACCUGCCCAGGGACCUAGAAUAUUUCAAAUGUGUUUAUCAAGAAUUAUGCUGAGAGUGUAGGAAUAACGCUGAUGUAAGCUGGGAUUGUGGUCCACACUUCCAGAGCAAGGGCCUUGGAAAGUAGGAGAGGUCCCUCCCACUCUUGUCCAUCUAAGACAACUUAAAAAAUUCAAGUUUUCAAUAUGAGUAGAAACUCAUUUUCAUUUAUAUAGGACUUUUAUGGCUUCACAACUAGACAGUAAUGAGACUGAGGGAGCAAAACUCCGAAAAGAAAUUUUAAUUUGCUUUAAAACAUUUAUAUGAAAUUUGAAACUUUUAAAACAAAGUGCGUUUUAACCUCAUGUUACCAUUUACUUUGUUUAUAUUGUGCUACAUGUAUUUUCAAAGUCCUCUACAAUUUCUAAAAUGUUUCUUUUUCAUAAUUAUAAAUCCAAAAUACUGUAGCUUCUCAAAUUCAGAAUAAGCAAAUGCACUUUAAUGUAACAAACCAGUUUACUUUACACAUUUACUGUUUUUCGGAAAACAUUUAAUUACUGAACAUUGAAAGUGAGUAUUAUUAUUUAAUAUGAGACAAAUUUUGUAGGAUCAAGCAUAAGAGAUUCUUAAUACUUCUUUUUAUUCCCCACCAAUUCAAAAAGCACUUAAAGAAAUUCUGCUUUAUGCAGGGUACUGUACUCGAUGCACACUUAUGCACAAAAAUGAGAGGGUUUGUCCCUGCUUUCCAGAAAUUCACAGUAUAUUGAAGAAACAAACCAGGCAGGAAAACUGAGCUGGAAGGUAGACUGGUAAGCAUAAUAAUAAAGCACUAAAUGAUGACCAUGGAAAAGAUUAGUUCCAAGAGGGAGGUAGUGGAACACUAUGGAAGUACCCUUGAUUUGAGUUCUGAAUGAUGGAUGUAACUUCUUUGAUAUGCAAAAUUGUAAGGAAGGAGUUAUCAUUUGACCCAACAAUUCCACAUCUAGGUAUAAGUGCUGGUUUGGAUAUAUUAUGUCCCCCCAGAAAAGCUAUGUUCUUUAAUGCAAUCUUGUGGGGGCAGACUGAUUAGUCUUUUGAUUAGAGUGGAACUUU
Choloepus didactylus (southern two-toed sloth) is the source of this 4050-nucleotide messenger RNA. RefSeq names its product G-patch domain containing 11 (gene GPATCH11). Gene Ontology annotation, cellular component: kinetochore. The transcript has 10 exons. The record is from RefSeq and is a predicted model, not a curated record. Lineage: Eukaryota; Metazoa; Chordata; Mammalia; Pilosa; Megalonychidae. Bases 289 to 1074 code for a protein of 261 amino acids. Gene Ontology annotation, molecular function: nucleic acid binding.